Messenger RNA from Dibothriocephalus latus, 204 nucleotides. The record is from the annotation of a GenBank genome assembly. Lineage: Eukaryota; Metazoa; Platyhelminthes; Cestoda; Diphyllobothriidea; Diphyllobothriidae.
AUGCGCAGCUUUAUUGAUACAAGUCUGGCCGAGGGCACCUACAGUCUUACUGGUCUGGACGGCCAAAUCCUCCUGUCCAACGCCACCGAAAUGGAGGUCCGCAGCUACUUAAAGGAGCACUUUGCACUUGACUAUGCACGAGCACACGCCUCGACCGCGCCCAGUACUUCGACUACAGCCUCCACAUCAGCGUACGUUUUUUGA